Magnolia sinica is the source of this 2535-nucleotide messenger RNA. RefSeq names its product O-fucosyltransferase 10-like. NCBI's taxonomy places the organism in Eukaryota, Viridiplantae, Streptophyta, Magnoliopsida, Magnoliales, Magnoliaceae. The transcript is spliced from 11 exons. The record is from RefSeq and is a predicted model, not a curated record. Bases 237 to 2042 code for a protein of 601 amino acids.
AACCAAAACCAAAACCCAAAUUCAAAAUAACCGAACAAGCUCUCUCUCUCUCUCUCUCUCUCUCAUGUGCAUUUCAACAACCUUUUUCAGCUCCUAAGAACAAAACCCAUAUACAAAUCCCCUUGAAAAAGACAACGAAAAAAGAUAAAAAACAGACACGCUCUCUCUCUCUCUCUCUCUCUCUCUCUCUCUCUCUCUCUCUCUCUCUCGCACGGACUAGAAAAGCUUUCUCAGCCAUGAAAACCAAAACCUACCAAAAUCAUCUUACCAAUGGCUCCAGCAGCGAAAGCAGCUCUCCCAGUCCCAGUCCACCUUCCUCCCCUCACCGCCCGUCGCGGGCCCCGCAAUGCCGUCGCCGGCAUCGGAGCAAGGCCCAUGCAACUUUGGAUAUCCUCGUCGGGUUCCUUUUCCGGCGGCGUAUCCGGGUUUUUGUCCUCUUGCCACUCUUCUACAUUUCCGGCAUCCUAAUGUGCGCUGGGACAUUUUCCAUCAUCGGCCGUCCCCAGUACCUCCCUGGUUCUCUGUACCGCAGCGGCAAAGUCUUCCAGGAGCUCUGGCCCAAAAUGCAGUUGGAUAAUGCCUCUGCUAUUCAGUUAUCAACAGUGUGGAAACACGGCCGAAGAUUGAAAGAGCAGAUACGAUGUACCAAUAGUACAGAUAAACCUGUUGGGUCACAAGCUCCAAGUGGCUACCUAGUUGUUGAGGCUAAUGGUGGUCUUAACCAACAACGCUCAUCGAUAUGCAAUGCAGUGGCUGUGGCUGGGCUUCUAAAUGCAAUACUUGUCAUACCCCAGUUCAAUUUCCACAGUAUUUGGAAGGAUCCAAGGCAAUUUGAAGAUAUUUACGAUGAAGAUCAUUUCAUAAAGACUCUCCAGGGCCAUGUGAGGGUGGUCAGGGAGCUACCUGAGAUAUUGAUGGAAAGAUAUGGUUACAACAUUAGCAACAUACCAAACUUCAGAGUAAAUGCCUGGGCUUCCGCUGGUUAUUACUUGGGAUCAAUUUAUCCUGUUUUGCGGGCACAGGGGGUCAUCAGAAUAUCCCCUUUCGCAAAUAGAUUGGCCAUGAAAGUUCCAUCUAACAUUCAAUGCCUGAGAUGCUUAGCCAAUUAUCAAGCACUGAGGUUUUCUACUCUGAUUACCACACUUGCAAAGGAGUUAGUGAGUCGCAUGAUUAAAAAAAGUUCAGGAACAGGUGGGAAGUAUGUAUCAGUCCAUCUUCGCUUUGAGGAGGAUAUGGUGGCCUUUUCAUGCUGUGAAUAUGAUGGAGGUGAGACUGAAAAGAAAGAGAUGAAAUCUGCUCGUGAAAGAGGGUGGAAGGGAAAGUUUAAUCGCCAGGACCGAAUUAUUAGGCCUGGGUUGAAUCGUUUGAAUGGAAGAUGCCCUCUAUCACCAUUGGAGGUGGGGAUGAUGCUAAGGGGUAUGGGUUUCGAUAACAAUACGUCAAUCUAUUUGGCAUCUGGUAAAAUAUACCAUGCCGAAAGAAACUUAGCUCCUCUGUUGCAGAUGUUUCCCCAUCUUCAGACCAAAGAGUCACUCGCCACUGCAGAGGAGCUCUCUUCUUUCAAGGGUAUUCUUGUGAAAAAUUGGACAGGUCUGUGUAGCCAAUGGUCCACGACAUAUGGCCUGGAUCUCUCACACACGCGCUACACUAGCAUAUGUUUCCCACAUGGUUAUUCUUCGAGGUUGGCUGCAUUGGAUUAUACAGUAUGCCUGUUUAGUGAAGUAUUUGUAACAACUCAAGGUGGCAAUUUCCCACAUUUUCUGAUGGGCCAUAGGCGGCACCUUUAUGAUGGACACGCUAAGACCAUAAAGCCAGACAAGCGCAAGAUGGUACUUCUACUUCAUAACACCAGUCUCAGUUGGGAAGUUUUCAAGCAUGAGAUGGAAGCCAUGCUCGACGAGAGUGACCGGAAGGGGAUUGCACUUAGAAAGCCCAAGGGAUCAAUCUACGCACAUCCUUCACCAGAAUGCACAUGUUGUCGGGGUUCAAUUAACUUGGCCCACCUGUCUGGCCAUCCUCUCCAUUCAAUUCACUUGCCAUAAUAGAUCAUUCACCAUUAAACACAAACCAGCAGCGGUUUUGCUCACUUUGGGAUUGUAAAUGCGUGCCUUGCCAUGGUUGGCCUUGAGCUUUUCUCAUGAGCUAUGCUCCCUGUUUUUCCCUACUACUGUGGAGCCUGCCAAGCUCAUGUUGCUAGUGAGAUGGAUUUCCAGAACGAUGGCCGCUCGGAGGUUAUUCAACAGCAUUGCUUUGUUUCAAACCGGUUCGUGUUUUGUCAUGGGCAUUGCUUGAAUUCAUCAAAUGCGGAACUUGGGAGUGCUUGCAGGUCCAGAAAAAGAUGCUGUUUCGGGGAUAUGGACUGCCGUUACCAGCAUGGUUGGCUGAUACGUGCGGAUACUGAUAGUUAAAGACUUUAGAACCAUGUUUUCUAGUGUGGGAAUUCUUUAUCAUUCGAAGCAAUUUUUAGAAAGACAUACCGGUAUGUGCUACAGUAAUUGUGGAGGUUUCUAAUUCUAUAUGUGAUCUACACGCCGA